GUCAAUCAUCGUGCUGAAGGUGGCGGGCUGUCACAGCUUGAGGACAUUCAAACGGCAAUUUUUUACCUGCAAAAUUAACAAUACUAUAUUAUUUGUGGGAUAUGAACCAUUGAAACGAUAAUUAAAAGGUUUGUCUGCAUUAAAUAGGACAUAUAACCACCAUUACUACCACUUCAUACAUUUUUAAACAUCAAAUCAAUUAACUUACAACAGAAAGUUGGCCAUCAUUGUACAUCAUCUCUGCUAGCUAAUUAGCCAUAUUUUAUAUUCACACUGAGAGUCAACAAGUUCAUGCAGUUCUCAAAAGACCUAGAUACUUUUCUCGAGAGUUGGCAGACCAAACCAGGGCUGAGAAAGAGCAAGAGAGGACUCCCUGAGGACGACCGUGUUGGCCUAUUUCUGCUUAAUGUUGUGCGACGUGGAGACUCCUCUGGUUGCUGCUUUCAGGGCUGCUCCCCUCCCUGCUGCCUCUGGCUGUGUUUGGGCUAUGGUCCUGACUGAGAAGCAGGGCAUCACCCAGAUGCGGGGCUCCGACUGUGUGGGAGGUUAAGCCUGUAAGCACCAGCAUGGGAGCGAAACAGAUGAAAUGUCUCAGCUCAGCCAGCCCUGCUCACUCCCCCAAAGAGGAGUAUGUUAUCACGCAGUCCACUGACAUCCCUAAAGAAGAAAUAGUCCAUGAUCAGUCUGAGGACCAGGGAGAGCCUCGGGAUGACAAAUCUGAGCUGACAGAGAAGAAAUCUGUCAUAGAGGAGGUGUCUCUCUGCGGAUUGUGUCCCUCCCUCGGGCAUGAUGUGCAAGAGGAAGAGAAGUCCUGGGAGGAGCAGCUGGAUGCCCACCAGGAGCAGCUGGAGAGGGAAAUGCAGGAAGCCAGGAGGAUGGUGUUUCGCCUUCAGGCUUUGCUGCUCAAUGGCUCCCUCCCCGAAGAGGACCAGGACGGAUCUGUGAGCUUCGGAGAUAACCGAGCUAACGCUGAACAGCAGCUGGUUCUAAUCCGCAGUCGCCUGGACCAAAGCAUGGAGGAAGCCCUUGAUCUCAAGAGGGAACUCCUGAGACACAAACAGGAGGCGCGCCACAUUCAGGCCAUCAAGGAUGCUCUGCAGCAGCGCCUGGCAGUGCAGGAGGAUGCUGUGCUGCAGCUAAAGCAGGAACUACUAAGGAGCAACAUGGCCAAAGAUCAGCUGGAAGGGGAAAAUGCAGAGCUCAAACAGAAGUUGAGUGAACGGAGCAAAUUACUCAGUGAAUAUGAGCAGCAACUUGGGAGGAAGGACAGAAUGCUGCAGCAGCAACAACAAAAGCUCGAUGAAGCUCAGCACAAAGCCCAUGAAGUCAGCCAUGGACGGUCAUUCAGGAGUGAAAGCGGUGGUUACAGUAACUCAGUGACUUCAACAUCUCCUCCAGCAUUCCAACGCAUUGCUCCAGGGGAAGAGCUGCAGUUGGUCAGGGAGGCCCUGCGUAGUUUGAGGGACGGCUUUUCUGGCCACGACCCCCAACAUCACACCCUGGACACUCUGGAGCAGGGUGUGUCCAGUCUCAUGGACCGCUUACACUCUUUGGAAACCCAACGCAGACAGGAUAGAGGGGAGGAAUUUAAAUCACCAGGACGGAGAGCCAACUCAACAGACCGUGACUCCUGGCCUCCGAGCUCAAAAAUGGCACACUCCCACAGCAGCCCGGGGUUGGAUACCGCAGUCUCCACUAAAGUGCUCUACUUCACUGAUCGCUCGCUCACUCCGUUUCUGAUUAACAUCCCAAAAAGGCUGGGCGAAGUGACACUGCGAGACUUCAAGGCUGCCGUGGACAGACAAGGCAGUUUCAGAUACCACUUCAAGGCCCUCGACCCAGAAUUUGGCACAGUGAAAGAGGAGGUAUUCCAUGAUGGAGCAGUCGUUCCUGGCUGGGAAGGAAAGAUUGUAGCGUGGGUGGAGGAGGACCACGGAGAGAGGAGGUAGAAUCCGAAAAAACCAGAGAUCACCACUACAAACCUCAGCUGCACCCACUGAACCAGGACUCCACUGAAAAUACAUGUGAUUCCACGAUAAAGAAUACUUAUAAUACAGUUAACUGGGACCAAUGGCUCUAACACCAUUUCGAUAAAUAAAAAACAUGUUUUAAAUGUGAAUGUUUCAUAAAGAAUUUGACUUGACACUCUGGUAUCACUUUUAUGAAGGAAUGCAUAUUAGGCAUUGUUUGCAACUGUUAAAUAAAUGUGUGGGACUUGAUGGUCAGUAAUGUGAUACUUGAAAAAGAAAGUUAAAGGUGAUUUACAAUAAAUAACUCAUUAUAAGCUGUACUCUAAAAAUCUGUAAUCAAUGCAUAGUAUGCAACCCUUAAAAUAAAAAAAAGUGUUUACUGACAUUUUUCACAAGUUCCAGAUUGCCAAAUUGUGAUGUUUGUUGUUUUGCAUCGAUUUUGAUGUUUUAAUAAACAUGAAUUAUUGCAUGGAUCAUUUUGUAGUCAAUUAUUCCACAGGCGCAUGGUAAUGGCACAGUACACCAGCUUCUAGCCAUUACACCUCCACUCAUACACCCACACAUUAAUAACCAAAGCCCA
Thunnus maccoyii (southern bluefin tuna) is the source of this 2550-nucleotide messenger RNA. It is a transcript of the gene dixdc1a, whose product is annotated as DIX domain containing 1a. NCBI's taxonomy places the organism in Eukaryota, Metazoa, Chordata, Actinopteri, Scombriformes, Scombridae. The transcript is spliced from 16 exons. Gene Ontology annotation, biological process: canonical Wnt signaling pathway. Gene Ontology annotation, cellular component: cytosol. The record is from RefSeq and is a predicted model, not a curated record. Bases 567 to 1949 code for a protein of 460 amino acids.